Molecule: messenger RNA, 4368 nt
Organism: Salvelinus namaycush (lake trout)
Lineage: Eukaryota; Metazoa; Chordata; Actinopteri; Salmoniformes; Salmonidae
Gene: me3
Product: malic enzyme 3, NADP(+)-dependent, mitochondrial
Exons: 15
Coding region: 324-2168 (614 amino acids)
Biological process (GO): malate metabolic process; pyruvate metabolic process
Cellular component (GO): mitochondrion
Molecular function (GO): NAD binding; malate dehydrogenase (decarboxylating) (NAD+) activity; malate dehydrogenase (decarboxylating) (NADP+) activity
Source: RefSeq, a predicted model, not a curated record
UACAGGAAGAGCUACAAAUUAUAACAAUGGAAAAUACAGUACACAGAAACAGGAAGGAGGAGCGUAGGGUGGGGGACAUGAACCACAUUUCGCGUUAUCUGAUUGGACGGUCUUGACGAAAAGGGCGGUUCUUCUACAGAUUCAUUGGGAAGUGAAAGCCUCAAUGUCAAAGAAGCUUGUAUCAGCUGUUUCAGACUAUUCAUCUCAACAUCCACGGAUGAAAACAGUCGUCUGCUACUAAACCCUAUGAAGAUUGAAGGCUUUUACGGAUAGGAACUCAAGGGCAGCGUCAAACGGUUUUCAGGUUGCGAGCUAAAGGAAAUAUGAACUCCCUACCAGGCAGGAGUGUGUUGCUAUGCAGACGCAUGACAGCAGGCGCUAUGAGGGUCCUCGCGGGCACAACGGGCCAUCCUGAUACCGUGGCCCGUGUGACCUGCAUCGAGGCUGUCAGAGUGUGCCACUCGGGCUCGAGCCGCAAGGGCAGCGUCAGCACCAAGAAGCGUGGCUAUGACAUCACCAGAAACCCCCACCUGAACAAGGGCAUGGCCUUCACCCUACAGGAGCGCCUGCAGCUGGGCAUCCACGGCCUGCUGCCCCCCGUCUACCUCUCCCAGGACGUCCAGGUGCUCCGUAUCAUGAAGAGCUACGAGGGCCGCAACCCCCUCGACAAGUACAUCUUGCUGAUGACUCUGCAGGACAGGAAUGAGAAGUUGUUUUACCGCCUGCUGACGUCUGAUGUAGAGGAGUUCAUGCCCAUUGUCUAUACCCCCACUGUAGGGUUGGCCUGCCAACAGUACGGACUGGCCUUCAGGAGACCACGAGGUCUCUUCAUCACCAUCCAUGAUAAAGGCCACAUCGCCACCAUGCUCAACUCCUGGCCUGAGGAGAACAUCAAGGCCAUUGUGGUGACGGACGGAGAGCGUAUCCUGGGUCUGGGCGACCUGGGCAGUUACGGCAUGGGCAUCCCAGUGGGUAAACUGGCCCUGUACACGGCCUGCGGAGGAGUGCCACCCCAGCAGUGUCUACCAGUGCUGCUGGACGUAGGCACCGACAACCAGGCACUCCUGGAAGACCCCCUGUACAUCGGCCUGAAGCACAAGAGGAUCAGAGGAAAGGAGUACGAUGACCUCAUCGAUGAGUUCAUGCAGGCAGUUACUGACAAGUAUGGAAUGAACUGCCUGAUCCAGUUUGAGGACUUUGCCAACUCCAACGCCUUCCGCCUCCUCAACAAAUACCGCAACCGCUACUGCACCUUCAACGACGACAUUCAAGGCACAGCCUCAGUAGCAGUAGCUGGGGUCUUGGCUGCUCUGAAGAUCACUAAGAACAAACUGUCAGACCACACCUUUGUGUUCCAGGGGGCCGGGGAGGCUGCACUGGGUAUUGCCCACUUGCUAAUCAUGGCCAUGGCGAAGGAGGGGGUGUCGGCAACGGAAGCCGCAAAGAAAAUCUGGAUGGUCGACUCCAGGGGCCUCAUCGUCAAGGGCAGAGGAAACCUGAACCAUGAGAAGGAGGAGUUUGCCCACGACCACGCCCACAUCAAGACCCUGGAGGAGGUGGUGCACACCGUCAAGCCCACCGCCCUCAUCGGAGCGGCGGCCAUCGGAGGGGCGUUUACUGAGAAGAUCAUCAAGGACAUGGCGUCCUUCAACGAGCGGCCCAUCAUCUUCGCCCUGAGUAACCCCACCAGCAAGGCAGAGUGCACCGCCGAGCAGUGCUACCAACUCACCGAGGGGCGGGGCAUCUUUGCCAGUGGCAGCCCCUUUAGUAAGGUGACCCUGGCUGACGGGCGCUCCUUCAUCCCCGGUCAGGGGAACAACGCCUACGUGUUCCCUGGCGUGGCAUUGGGGGUCAUCGCCUGCGGGGUGCGCCAAAUCUCUGACGACAUCUUCCUCACCACAGCCGAGGCGAUAGCUGACAUGGUAACAGAGGAGCACCUGGCCGAGGGAAGACUCUACCCUCCACUCAACAGCAUCAGAGAAGUGUCCUUUAAGAUCGCUGUCAAGGUGGUUGACUAUGCGUACAGACACAAAAUUGCCUCCCUGUACCCGGAGCCCAAGGACAAGGAGGCGUUCGUGCUCUCCCAUGUCUACAGCCCCGACUACGACUCCUUCGUCCAGGACACCUACGACUGGCCCCAGGACGCCAUGAAUGUCCAGGACGUGUGAACUCCAUCUCCUAUCAGCCACCUCUUGUUCGAUCCCUCAGUACAGCACAAGGGAGCUACACAUAUCAGACAUGCGCUGCCGCCUCUCCUCUCCAGAUUUCGCAUCAUUUCACCAAUCAUUACUCAGUAGUCGCGUUCCCCUGCUCAGACGUUGCAUGCAUCAACCAAUGGUUGCAUUCCACGGCAUCGACAGUGCCUUCCGGAACCAGAUUGCUAUAACAUAUGUGGUCAACUCAUACAUAAAAUACCUAUCCAGGUGUUGUAAGAUCUGACAUGUGUCCGCAACGCCUGGACAGAGGAACGCGCCCAACGCCUUCUGCAGUUAGGUCAUCAAGACGAGACACUCCAUUGCCUCUAGACACUCCCCAGUGCCCAUAGAAUGUAAUACAUAGGAUGUACAUCUGUAGGAGAUUACAAAUGGUUAACCAGCAGAAAUAUAAUUGUUAAGGGGUAUUUUUUGGAAAGUUCAGUCAUUUCAUUUGAUGUCCCCCUUGACUUUUGUAUUUGCUUUGUUUACCAUAUAUCUCUAUACGUGCCCAUAUAAUCGAAUUGCCAGGUUAGUGCCACGACGUUUCAUGUGUAACUUGAGGGAACCUUUUCUGUUCUAUACAUUCUAUUUCUAUGUUUCUAUAUUCUAUUUUGAGAUUAUUUAUUUGUGAUUGAUACAGAAUCUGGAGACAGACUUCUGUGUCACCAAACCCCUAAUAACACACUCCGUUGAGCAUGUUUGGACUAGCUUUAAUAACUAAUAGGCUAAUUUGGGAAGAAAUGGCAUAUUCCCGAAAGGUUUCUGUCAUCUAUUGUAGGGUGCAUCUCAAUAGUUUUCCCUUGCUUCCUUCACUUGGAAAAGUGGAUGGGUGAAUCCCAUAUCGCCUUUACCUGUCCAUUGUUUUCAAAUUAGUCUAGAUAAAAGAGAGGAGACAAGCAUAGGAGGAGACCUCCAGUUUUAGACUAUUAAGAUGGACCUCUUGUCCAGAUAUAAACGCAAACCCUCAUAGUGCUGGCCUCUGUUUGACCUCUUGACCUCACAUGUAAUAUCCUGCAGAUUCUAGUCUUUAGUUGGAGGAUUCUAUCAGAUAUUAGCAAAGAAUGAUAUGUACAAGCUGGUUCACACUGCAGUAUCAUUGAUUUUAAACUCCAAUAUAUUAUUAACUGACAACUUGUUGCUCCCCGUUGUCACUUCAUACUACACUCCUGCCAAAGCCUGGGUUACAAGAGGACCAGGUAGAUUAACCAAUAGAAUUUAAAAUAGGACACCCUGUUCAUCUUGUAUUUUUAUUCUAGACUUUGUCACAGAUUCCCUGUUGAUGCUGUCAGAGUUUUAACGAGAUGACUAGCUACAUUUUUAUCCCCGACAUCAUUACCAUUAGGAACUGACUUUUACAUUUGAGUAAUUCAGCAGACACUCUUAUCCAGAGCGACUUACAGUAGUGAGUGCAAUUUUAUAUUUUUUUCGUACUCGUCGGAAUUGAACCCACGACCCUGGCGUUGCAAGCGCCGGGCUCUACCAACUGAGCCACAAGGGACUUCAGGUUAGUGCAGUGCCCGACGUUUGUGUACAGUGGAAGCUUUAAUAAGCACUAGUCUACCACUUACAGAAGACCACCUGUGCUGUCGUGCUCGAACACCUGUGUAAGCAUAACGGGGGGAGUGUAGUUCGUCAACUGUAGGCAUACAGUUGUAUGGAUGUCUGCAAACCUGCUUCAGUAAGUUAAUAUUUUUUAUUUGAAAGAUUCUUACUCGCUAAUAUGAAAGAUAAGUUCCAUGUUUCCAAAACUGUAUCGCAACGAUGAUUAUUGACGUUUCUAAACAUUAAAACAGCGUCGAGUUAUAGUUCACAUGUUCCCGCCAAUAAGCAGUGCUUGCUUAUAGCUGAGAAUGCCUUGGGUUGUCGGGAGCAAGAUGAGCGCUAAAAUAAUUACAUAUGUGAUUGACUCUUUGGGUAUGCUUUUUUAAUAAUGGAGGCGUUGCAUCUUUUGUGUGUAGUUUUGUAUAAAGCGUUGCCUGUUUCUGUUUAGGUGUUUUUGCCAAAGGUAAUGACAGACAUGGUAAUGUUAUAUUUUCUUUUCCCCCAGAGAAUAUUAUGCUCUGCUUAGGCGUGAUGCACCACAGAAGGAAUUCUAUUUGGGGUUUUCAAGGAAAAAUGUAUGUUUUUGGAAGGGAAUAAAAAAGGCACUAAGUGAAUAUUGUUAGCAAAACUA